This is a messenger RNA of Sorex araneus (European shrew), 10466 nucleotides long. It is a transcript of the gene CPLANE1, whose product is annotated as ciliogenesis and planar polarity effector complex subunit 1. The record is from RefSeq and is a predicted model, not a curated record. Gene Ontology annotation, cellular component: ciliary transition zone. The transcript has 55 exons. NCBI's taxonomy places the organism in Eukaryota, Metazoa, Chordata, Mammalia, Eulipotyphla, Soricidae. Bases 312 to 10133 code for a protein of 3273 amino acids. Gene Ontology annotation, biological process: cilium assembly.
UGGGAGGUAGGGAGAAACACUGCGGAGCACGGGCGGGAGGAGGAUCCCUUGGAGCUUCCCGCCCGCGUUCCCGGCUGGCAGCGGGCGGGCUCCCCAGGCGCCGCCCGCGUCCCCCCCACCCCCACCCAGCGCUCCGUCGUCGCCUGGACGCAGGCUCGCGGCAGGGCGGGCACUGGGCCCACAGCCGUGGUCGCCUUCCCGCUUCCCCGUCGCGCUGCCCGCUUGGGCCGUCGCCCUGGCUGCGCCUUCGCCGUCCCGGACGGGCUGAGCAUGUGACUUGUUAGUUAAUUGAUCAGUGAUAUUUUAGAAGCAUGGAGAUAAGGUUAGAAGUGUUAUCAUCAACAAGUAUCAAGCAGAAAAAACCUUGGCCACGAAUCUCCUGGUUGGGACAAGAACAUGAAGCUGUUUAUCUUUUGGAUGAUAAAUCCAUAAAUGAAAUUAAUUUGCUAUCAGGAAGGACAAAGAAGAAAAUACCAAGUUUACAGCCAUUGAUAAAGGAUGCUAUUCUACUAACAACAUCCAAUGCAUGGUUAGCUGGUCUGCUCGCUACAGGGGAAAUUUUUCUUUGGAACAAAGAUCAAGACUGUUUAAAAACGGUACAAGCCAAUGAUAAGCCUAAGGAAAUGAUUAAAACCGUAGCAGCAAGCUCUUUGAAAUUGUACCUAUAUGUGUCUGGAAAUGGAAAAAGAGUUCUGCUUUUAACUCCUUCUGGAUGCAUAUUUCUUUGGGAAUAUCUCGAAUUUAGUAAUAUUUUAUCUUCAAAAAGCUCUUCACUGGUAGGUCAGUGGUCCCAGAUCAUACCUGAAGAAAGAGUUUGUUUGCCUUCCAUUGAAGAUAAAGAAGCUGUAGUGCAUGCUGCUUUUAUAAAAAAUGAGUUACUUGGAGACUGCUGCUUGUGCUCAUUUGCUUUUUAUUCUGGAGAAUGUCUGAAGUUAUCAUUUCUGGCAAUUCGAUGGCAUGAGAAUAGUUUUACAUCUGUAAGAUCAUUGCCAUUCCAUGUUCAUUGGGCACAACAAGAGUGUAUUCUGUGCAGUUUAACUCCUAAAUGUGAAUCAGUGAAGUCAAGAGGAGGUCUGAUUUCUGCCUUUUCAAGAGAUGGCCUUACCCUUGCAGUAGCUCUUAAUCAGAAGGAUCCAAAGGCAACUCAGGUAUUAUUUAUAAACACACUCAAGUUUGUUACUCUCUCUGGUAGCCUUAAGGGCUGUAGUAAUAAAAAUCCUCUGCUUCCAGCUACACUUAUCAGGUCCUACUGGGUGGGUGAUAUCAGCUGGACUCAUGAUAGUCUUUUUCUGGCUUGUAUGUUGAGACGUGGCUCCCUGGUUUUAUUGACCUGCCAGGGUGAAUUGCUAACAUUAGUAACAUUUGGUUGCUCUAUAGAAUUUGGACCGGCAGAAUUUAUACCUCUUCACCCACUAAUAACAUAUAGACCACAACAAGCUACCUUUCAAGAUUCAAAUAAUUCUGUAGAGUCAUCAGCUUCUGAUAAUGACCCUAUGAGACAGAGGUUUUCUGUGAAAGCCCAUUCACGGUCACCCUUCCUCAUUGUUUCUGAUGGAUACAUGGUCACAACUCUUCGAUUUCGUGAUAAAUUUUCUCCAUCAGUGCUCAUGAGAUCCCUUUUGCUUGAUGCAACCCAGAAACUUGAGAAGACAUACCAAAAUGUAGUAGUGUCUAAGCCAAAAGGCAAAGGACUGAACUUGCGGUCACUAGAUUCUCUAAAGUCUAGUCUAUUAAAACAUGAAGGAAAUGAAAGUUCAGUUGAUUCUACUGUUCCCAGAUUCUUGCAGGCAGAGGAAACAAUGAAGUUAAAUGAAAAAUUGGAUUUACAGGAUUUUGAAGCAGAAGAAUCUAAUGAGAGCAAAAACUUUGCAAACAACUUAUUCUCUUCCUGGAGCCAGAAAGAUGAUUCAUUGUUUAGUAGUGCCAAGGAGGGAAGAUUGGAAUUUGCCUCUAUGUUUGAUACAGUACAUGCAAAGGAUAAUACUGAGGAGACAGAUAGAACCAUUACCAAAUUGCAUUCGAUCCAGAAAAAUCUCCUUGCAGCAUGGAAUAUAGGAAUUUCAAAGAAUGUGACUGAAAAGGAUUUGUUGUUAAAUUAUACAGUAGUUUGCAUCACUCAUUUUUUCUACAUUCUUCAAUUUAUAAAAUGUCCCUCUUCCAAACUUCAUCUUCUUUUAAGCACAAGCCCAAAACAUAAUGAGUGGGUGCUUUGUAUCUUUCAGUUUUUUCAUCAGUGUUUGUCAGUCCAGUACUGGGAUUUGAGAUACAAACAAGAUUUGGGACAUUUGGUAAAACUGACCUCAAAUACCAUCAAGCUUUUGCUAACUCAGCAGUACCAGGCUCAGUUAUUCUCUGAGACACUUCUGGCCUGUUUUCAUUUACUCAGGAUGGUAGCUGAUAAUUUAAAUGGAAUAUAUAGUCUCCAACCUGAAGUUAUUUUAGCAUCAACUGAUGGAAGUACAACAGCAAAUCAAGACUCAUUAGUCGUACCCAUCUUUCAGACAUUUCAAGAUUUUGGUUCUCUGGAAAGUGGGUCUUGGAACUCAUCUUUAAAAAUUUGUCCUCAAGCAGUAAAUUUGGUUCGAAGGCCUGGACACAGAUUGAAUGUUCUCUGGAAAAUAUUGUACCAAAAAACUCUGUGGUAUCAACUACAGUUAAGCAAAACUGUUGAGGAGGAAGGUGACAGAGAGUUGGCUGAAAAGAUGGCCCACGAAGCAUCUAUCGUCGAGUCGCUGACUUAUCAUAUACAGGCUAACUUACAGUCUGCUGGAGUACGUUUGAACCAAACCUUAGAACUGAAAUCUAUUCAUGGUGAAGAGUGCUUCCUGUUGGGAUCAUAUGAAAAGUCUAUUCAGUUGUGGAAGGAAGCUCUACAAGAGAUCCAAGUGAAAGGAGGAAGAAGGACAUGUUAUCUUCAGAUACGUUAUUAUCUUUCUCUCCUAUACUGCCACCUCUACAACUAUAAUUUAAAUGAUGCUCAAGGGUUGUGUGACCAGCUAGUAAGAGAAAUACUGAGAUGGUCCCACCUGCCUGUAGGAGAAAAUGAAGAUUGUUCAGCUCCUGACCAGUCUCAGAGCAAGUUCGGGGUGAGUGGCAGUGUCCAUCCUGAGGCGGCCAUAAGGGUGGUCCAGUCCAUGGCUCGUUUCAUGGCCGCAUACUUCACCAACCAGCUGCUUUUCAUCUUGCCACCUCACAAUGUGAGUGUUCUUCCUCCGCUUCACAUUAAGACAGAGCAAUCUCUUCGACUUAUUUCUCUGCAACACUCUAAAGUGGCAAGUGUUAUAAGAGACCAAAAUCUAUCUAAUGUGUGGACAGUCGAAUAUGCCCUUGAGUUAUUAUUUAUUGGUGGCCUGGUUCCAGAGGCUGUGUGGUUGGCAUAUAAGCUUGGAGACUGGAAGACAUCUGUUUCAAUUGGUGUGGCCCUUCAGCUGUUCUGUAAACAUGAUAGCAAUUUGAGUAGGUUCCAGAAAAAAAGUCUGGAUCUGCCAUUAAAUAUGACUCCAGUACAGAUUUUCCAGGAAAAACUGCAGUGCUUCUUAGGGCAGCCAGUCUCUUUGGAAGCAAAAUAUGAAGUGGGCUCAAGAUACAAGCAAUUUACAGAUCCCAUUGAAGAGGAAGACGCAAAUCUUCUCUUUGGUUCAGUGCAAGAAGUACUGAAAGCAGCAGUUAUGGCCGAUGCGGAUAUUAUCUCAGAGACCUUUCAGCUUCUGAUCAGUUCUGCCAAGGACUUCAGUAAGAGACUGUGGGGCUUGGUGCCGGUUGGCUUAUAUCUUCCAGCUCCUCCAUUAUACUGUCCUCAGCCAGCUAUUCUUAGUGAGGUGGUUUAUUUUCUUCAGGAAGAUGGUGAUGAUCUCCUCCUAAAAACUGAGAAAGAUAAUCGUCAAAAGGUGUCUGGGAUCCUUCAGCGAAUUCUUCUGCUCUUCCGCGCUGCGCGCUGUUCCUUUCCUGUAGCACAGUGGUAUAUUCUGCAGUUGAGAUGGGCAAGAAAAGUCAUGCAGAAGAUUAGAAUGAAAGGGUCUCUUCCUUCCUUGAAUCCUUUCCCUCAGUCCUUACUUAAUUACUGUAAAGAAGGUGUGUUAUUCUUUCGACCUGGAGCAACUGGAGACCACAAACUUGAUGAAGUUUCCAUUAAAGCAAUAGUUUGCUUCAGAGAACUCUGUGCUUUGUGUUGGAUGCUGCAUAUCCGUGAUAAGUUAUCCUACAGUUGCAGACAAUAUCAGAAAGCAAGAGAAAAUGUGGAGGAGAAAAAGGACACUGAAGUGGAGUUUGAUUCUUGCCUGGUUGAGCACUGUCUCAGUGCAGUGGAAUGGGCUUAUCGAAUGCUUCCCUUCUCUCGAUUUUCUAAUAUUGAGGAACUUAUUCAGGAUCUAAUUUUGAGCCUUAUCGGAGAAUUACCACCCAUCAGAAAGGUAGCAGAAAUUUUUGUGAAAGCGUUUCCCAAUCCUGAGGACAUAAGGGUUUCCUUAAGAGAGAAAUACCACUCUCUCCUACAGAGACUGAGACACUGUGUUGUGAAAGGUCCCCAAACAGAGGAAAUGAUGUCUGUUGUCAUGCAUUCUAUCCACAAAGUAAGGGUAAAAGCCCUAAAGCGUGUGCAGAGAAAUAUAGGUUCUUUUGAGAUGAACAUAUGGGAACCAAUUGAAGAGGAGAAGCCAGCAGAGGGUCCCAGUUUUGACAGGUUUUCCCUGGGGACUAGUUUAAGCAGGAGCACCCUCACGGAACUGGGGAAUUCUAUGGUUCACAGCGACGACGCAGACACAGCAGAUACUUUAUCUGAAGCUUUGCCAGUGGAAAACAAAAGCAGGAUACAUUCUUCUCAGAGGAAUGUCCCAAGUCACAGGAAACUAACAUUUACUGGUAAGCCCAGUGAAAAAAGGAAAAUGUAUCAUCAGGAAGGAAACUCUGAAAAAAAAGAAGAUCACAAAAAGUUUCAACAAAAAGCUCUUCCUGUAAUAGGUGUUUGGGAAUUUGAACGUGAUGAUGAUGAAUAUAUUAAAUUUCUUGAUCUCUUUUUGAGUUACGUUCUUGAAAGGGACCUGCUUAGUUCCAAGGAUCCUGGCAUUCCAUUUCUAACUAGUUUUUCUGGACAUCUUAGGGAACAUGAGCUUAAUUCUUUAUUAUUUGAUGUACAUACAACAUUAAAACGGCGUCAGGGCAAACCAAAAAGCCAAAGCGUGUUUAGAGCCGGCUCUUGCUUUGUUGUUGCUCCUGAAUCAUAUGAGACUGAAAACCCAGAAGAUCAGGAAUUUGCAGCUUCAGUGCGGGCAAAUCAGGGGCUCAAUCCAGGUUUAGAGAACCCUUUGAGUGAAGUCAGUAAAAAUGAAGGGAAGAGUGGACUGUUUGGUUUAAAACAAAAGUCAAUUUACAGAAUACAGGAUGACAGUCCAGAGAAACCUUUAAUUCAGAGAGUGUCAAAUCAUAGCUUUUGGACUCCCAAAUCCAUGAAAACGAAAAAUAUUUUCAGAGCAAUUCAGUGCAGUGACACGAAUCCUCAAGAAGAUAUUCCUUUAGCACUAAAUGACGCAUUCAGCAAUAUAAAAAAACUGCUUGAAUGGAUGAUAAGAUGGGCUGAUAGAAGACUGCUCUGUGAUCCCAGUCUCACUGAGUCCCACACUGAACACAGUCCCGUCAUUCGUGUCAAGACCUCAACAGGUGCCAUACUUACUUCAUUGUGGCUUUUGGAACAACCUUAUUUUGCUACUUAUAAGGCAAAAAUUGUAACAACUGAGGUUCCAAAGAAUCAGUACUUUGGUUCUCAGAAUGGACUUAAUGUUGAGAGUGAGUGUAAAAUGGAUACUGGCUGUUCCGUUGCACUGUUCUCUCAUAGUGGGACCGAGCAAAGAAAUGGUGAAAAUGAAUCUUGUCAAAGUAUCUUAAGCAAAAGACUGUCAAGUGCAGCAAAAGACCCUGAAAUAAAAGAAACCAAUGAUGAGAUUAUAUCUGUCAUUGCUGAUACAAAAAAAGAAUUUAUAGAUAUUGAUGAGAAUAUUUUAAUAGAAGACACAUUUGCACAGGAGAAAACGGAUCUGGACAUAUCAGACUAUGAAGAAGAGGCCAGAGAGCCUGUUGGAAGUCUCAAAAGUCCCAGUAUUUCCAUUUACAUGCAGAAUUUAUCAGAGCGUUUAGAAGAACAUUCCACAGAAGAAGUUCAGUGUCUAAAAGAAGAACCAUUACACACAUAUGUUGAGAAAAAGUCAACUGAUCAGAAAGGCAUGAUCGAAGCCUUUUCAAAUCCUGAAUACACCAUUCCUCAUUCAUUUUGUGUAGAUAAAAGUUCAGAAAUUUCUAGUGCUGGGGAUGGAGCACCGGACAUCACAGAUGCCAGUGCACAGAUCUCUGCAUGUAAAGAUAAGUCUUCUUCAGUUCCACCUCUGGCAUCAGAUGGAGUCAGUGCUGCUUCCCAGACGCCUGUGCCCACACCUCAGAACUCCCAGAGGCAUGAGCCCAGGGCCCAGUUACCAGAGUCUUCUGAUCCCGUUAGACAGAUGCUUCAGGAUGAAAUGUUUAAGCUAGUUCAGUUGCAACAAAUCAACUUCUUGAGCUUAAUGCAAAUAGCAGGAUCAUCCUUUGCGAAUCUCCCAGAUCUGCAUCAUAUUCUGCAGCAAUCUCAGUCAGUGAAUUUGAUGGGAAGUCAAGUAUCUAACCCCACAGGAGCAAAUGUUGAUAUGGAAGAUACCAAUGGAAAUCUGAAGGCAAGAUUCCUUAAGCCUCAUUCCAUGGGAGAGAACACUGGAGCACUUGACAAGAACAUUCCACAUUGCAAUGAAGGGGUUGUGCAAUGUGAUCACAAUAGUAAUGGAAAUUUACAGAGUGUUCCACAUGGGAAUAUUUCUCUGUGUAAGUUAGAAGUCCAGCCCCAGAAUAGAGGACCAACUCCAGCAUCUCAAAACGUACCACCUCCUUCGUUGUCUCCAGCCCCUGCCGGCAAUACUCAGCUCCAUCUUUUGUCCACAUCUGCUGCCAUUCCUAAGGCGCCUACCCUUAUCCCAACCGCUAAACCUUUCCAACUUCAUGAUGGUUUUCCUUUGCUCCAAUUCCAGCCUAAAUAUGACUGUAAGCCCUUUUCCUUCCAUUCAGGAAGAAUCCCAGCAGCUCCCCUAAGACCUCCACUGCAGCCAAGAGAGGCCUGGGGACCGUCUGAUUCCUUCCAGUCUCCUUUGCCACAGGAAGCAGUGCACACUUCUUUAAUGCCUGAUUUGAAUUUGAACUGGUCUAAUACUGGAGUCAUGGAAAAAGCAGACGAGCAGAAGAAAUGGGCAGAAAAAGUACCCACAGAAGUCCCAAAACAUGUGAACAUGGAUCAGUAUGUUGGACAUAAAAACUCAAAACUUCGACAGGAAUCUUCACUAUUUUUACGACCAGAAAAACUAUUUGAUGUCAUCCCAGCACCCUUUGAGAUACCAUCUCAGAAUUCUUUUGGACUUCCAUUAUUGCAUCUUCAACUCAAAUCACCUUGUUUAUUUUCCUCUGCCCCAAGUACAGCAAUUACACUUCCAUCAGUGCCAAUCAGAACUGUUGUCGAAGAAAGAAACUACCCAAGACUAGCAUUACUUCAUUCAUAUCUGUCCCCGGAAAAUAUGUAUAAAAAACCACAUCUUAUUCCACUAGAAAAUCUCAUGGCAUUUAAACAAAACCAACAAAAACUAGCACAUGAUAUAUUUGAGCAAGGCAAUUUGAGACAACUUCAGCUUCUAAAAGUUAAAAUUGAGGAAUCUGAAGUGAGACAAGAGAGGAACAGUAGAAAAAGACAAAGGAGACGAAUAGAGAAAGAGCUGCAAGAGACAGUAAGGACUGAACCAAGUGUACCUUUCCAUCCAAAGGAUUCCAUCAAGAAGGACGAUGAAUCAGAUGUCGUUAUGAAACCCAAGGAGCAACAAGAUCAUCAUGGUUCCCAGCCUUUGGACGACUUUGACAUUCCAUUUGAAAUGCUUCAAGAUAAUGUUAAUACUUCAGCUGGAUUGCAUUUCAUGGCCUCUGUAAGAAAGAAAGUUAUAGGACAUCAGGAUGCAAGUACAAAUACAGACCCAGAAGUUGCUUCUCAAGAAGUUGUUUCUGAAUGCCAUAAAAAUGAGAAAAUCCCUUCUUCUACAUCAGAGCAUGAAUCUUGUUCUGUUCCUCAGAAUUUGGUUUCAGAUGUAUAUUUAAAUGUCAGAUUUUCCACUGAAAAAUCAGAGAGACCGUUGUUACCUUCAGCGUCUGAUGUGGUUGGACACACUUACAUAAAUGUGGUUGACAUUGAAGCUGAUAAUCUACGGGAGUUACCUGUCAGGAAAGAGUCUUCAGAUGAUGUUCACAAACAGCAAAGUGAUCAUAUGGAAGCCCCAUCUUCUACAGAGCUACAUUAUCUGGCAGCUUCAGUUACUAAUGCCUUUCCCUUUCACAAUUUUAAGAACCAGGAUUCUUCCAGUACCACUAUGGAUUUAGUUUUUAAACCUGCAGAAGUGUCUGCAUCCUGCAUGACUGAGAGAAGCCGGAAAGCUGUCAUUACAGAAGUGAAGGAGCCCGGUGCCACCUUGCCUGCGCUUUUAGAUGUACAUCUGGACAAAGAUAUGCUGGAGCCAGAGUUUCCUGUGCAAGAUCAGAGCUCAAAGUCAGAGGCUGCAGAGGAGAGCUGGCUGGGGGAGGGACCACAGGCCCUGCCUGCCGCACGCCCUGCGCCACGCUCUGCAGCUCGCCGGCUCCAGCAGCUCACAGCUGAGAUGCUGAAGAUGGACGAGCAGCUGUUAGCAAUACAGAGCAUCGCUGAAAACAUAGAGCAGAAUUUCCCCAGGCAGCAGAUGCUACAUGGGGCUUGUGAUAAGGUUGAACCCGUGGGUCCCAUUGAAUCGUCUGCUGGUCCUGAACGUGAAAAAAUGAUGGCUUCAAAACCCAUGAGGCUCUCUCAAGUGCAUUUCCCAGUACCUAUGGAUAAGGAAGAUCAAAGUGAUGAGGAAGACACAGCUGAACUUUCAGGGCCAGAAACUCAUUCCAGUCCGAAAGCAAGUGUGUUCCCGUCUGCUGAUUCUGUUGUCAGCCUUUCCAGUGAGCAGAAUGCAACGUACCCUGGUGUAAAUAAUGAGGAGUUAUUUGAGAAUGUUUCAGUAGAUGAGCUCCAGGUGACAGGACUUACUGACAUCGCUGAUAUUAUCGAUGACCUUCUCACAAAAGAUGGCAUUUCUAGCCAGGAGCUCGGCUUAACAGAACAGCAAGCUCGGAGAAUCUCCAGUAUUCAGCGUUCUUCUGGUAGACAUCCACAAAGAACCGAGAAGGAGAGAAGAGAGCUCCAGAUCUGGAUGAAAAGAAAACGAAAAGAGAGAAUGGCAGAGUACUUAACUCAACUGGAAGAAAAGAGAGGGCAAGAGCAUGAUCCUUUCUACCCUAGGAACAACCCAUUUUAUUUGACUUCACGGGAAAUCCGGAUGAGACAAAAGAUGAAACGAGAGAAAGACAGAUUGCUGCUCUCUGACCACUACCGCCGUCGGCUCUCGCAAGCUUACAGUCUGAUGAAUGAACUGUUGCUGGAAUCAGCACCGUUGCCAGCAGCUGCACGGAAACCACUUCGGGCCAGGCCCGGCGCGACUCCGCUUCCCGCACAGCACCGCCCCGUCUCCCCCCGAAGAGAGAAUCAUCAUGGUCAGAAUUCCCCAAUAAGUCCACCUGGAAAAGGCAGAUAUUAUACCCCUAAAGGGAAGAAAUCUUUUGGACAACUCCAAGUCUCCCCUUGGUCACAUGGAACUGCCACUUUCAACAUACAGAAAAAAACUGGUGAAGCCAAAGUGGCAGUAAGGAAGACUGCGCAGUCUUCAGUUAGCUUGCACAAAGGCUCUAGUGCUCUUACAAAAAGACAUGGAAGUGCUGACCUUGCACCUCAACCCAGGCCAGCAUAUUCAGGGCUUGAGAGAGAGGAGAUUGUAGUGAGUCCCUGGACAUUACCGUCAGAGAUCCAGAAGAUUCUUCAUAAGAGUCACAGUUCCCUUUUAGACUUGCAGUCAGCUGAGGAGGAGCCAGAACUGCCUGCUGGAGUGAGCGGCCUGGGGAGCGUGUCAGAGAGCACGGGCAGCCUCCUCAGCAGCCUUGACUGGAACGCUAUUGACAACAUGGUGGCUGGUGUGGAGGACAAGAGCCCGUCAGUCCACUGGGUUCAUGACCAAUAGGACCUGAAUAUCAUUCUCUUUCCAGGCUAAGGCAAGCAGCUCAGUGUUAUCCUUCUGAAAGAUUUCUAGUUUUUAAGGGAAGAAAUCAAUGAAGUGAUGUUAUUUACCAUCUUCAGCCAUAUUGUUACCUGGAUUAGCCAUUUCAAGAGGAAAAAAUAAAAUCAUUCCCAAUGCUUUUUUGUCUUCAUGGGAAAAGAAUUAACUACAGAUGCAAUAAUAUAUUUUUGAUUUUGUAUUUCAGGCAUAACUUUUUAAAUUAUGAAAAAUGUAAAGUACCUCCUCAGGUCAUUUGCAUGGUAUUAUAUUGCUUUCAAUAAAAAUAUUUUGCCUCUU